Messenger RNA from Cornus florida, 1759 nucleotides. Its product is annotated as putative transferase At4g12130, mitochondrial. The transcript is spliced from 5 exons. The record is from RefSeq and is a predicted model, not a curated record. Bases 239 to 1450 code for a protein of 403 amino acids. Gene Ontology annotation, cellular component: mitochondrial matrix. Lineage: Eukaryota; Viridiplantae; Streptophyta; Magnoliopsida; Cornales; Cornaceae. Gene Ontology annotation, molecular function: protein binding.
CCUAUAUUAGAGAUUUCUAUGCUUCAUUCAGGAAUUUGAUCGAACACAUACCAAGCUCCUUUCGUCGGAAUCAUACCAACAGCUUCAGAAGCACAAUACACGUGGCAAAAACCCAGAAGCCCCCAGUACACGUGUCAACAACCCACCGCCACCAUAGCCACCCCUCUUUCCCACCCUUUGUUCCACAGCUUCGUCUUCAACAUCAAGCUCACAGACCAAACAAACAAAGAAACCCAACAUGCACCGUUUCAAACCCUUUCACCAAAUCCCCAAAUCCCUUCAUCGCACGACCUCAAAACACUUUUCUACGCAACAAACCCAUCUCGACAAUGUUGGUCCCAUGGCGUCUCUCCUCAAGACUCGAGCAGUAAUUCAAUUCCGAGGCCCAGACACCGUCAAAUUCCUUCAGGGUCUGUUGACCAACGACGUACGGAAGUUCGGUGAACCCGUCGGCGAGCAGACCUCGACUCUGGUGACGCCAAACGUGCCCUUCGUGUCGAUUCCACCGAUGUACGCCGCAAUGUUGACGCCUCAGGGUAGGUUUCUUUAUGAUAUGUUCUUAUACAGACCGCCUAGGCCUGAUGAGAAGCUUGACAAAUCCGGGUCUGGUCCCGGACCCAACCCGGGUGAAUUGGAGCUACUCGCUGAUGUGGAUAGUUCUGUAUUGGAUGAGCUCUUAGAAACACUAAAGAAAUACCGGCUGAGGUCCAAGGUCGAUAUUGAGAACGUUGCUGAAAAAUUCUCUUGCUGGCAACGGUUUGGUGGGAACCUUUCAGAAAGCUCCCCAUCUUCAGAAGAACCAGAAGCUGGUUCUGUUGGUUGGGGUGGCACUGUUGAUUGUGCUGGCGUAUCAGCUUCACGAGGAAAUAAUCUUGGAUGGCAAUGGUAUAGCGACCCGAGAUUGGAUUGCCUUGGAUUUAGGGGAAUUUUUCCAUCUAAUACAACUCCACCUUUGGUUGAGGAUGACAAGGAAACAGAUGAACAAAAUUACCUUCUCUGGCGAUAUAUGAAGGGGAUUGCAGAAGGCUCAGCUGAGAUCCCGAAAGGUGAAGCUAUUCCACUUGAAUAUAAUCUUGCGGGUUUAAAUGCUAUAAGCUUUGACAAAGGUUGCUAUGUGGGCCAAGAACUCAUCGCUCGUACGCAUCACAGGGGAGUCAUUCGUAAACGUCUGCUGCCUCUGAAGUUCCUCAAUGAUAGUGGAAAAGAUGUGAAGCAGAAAGUUACUCGGGGAUCAGAUGUAGUUGAUGCUGCGACUGGCAAGAAGGCUGGGGUCGUGACUGCAGCACUCGGAAGUCGAGGUCUGGGUGUUCUGAGGUUGGAGGCAGCCUUUAAAGGGUCAGGCACCUUGACCAUACAAGGACUGGAAGAUGUGAAGGUUGAAGCCAUUAGGCCAGAAUGGUGGCCUGCCGAGUGGUUUCUAGAGCAUCAACAGCACAGUGCUGCUGCUUAGAAAAUGUUUUAUGUAUAGGACAAAUGCUCUCUCUCAUGGACUUGGAGAGUCCUGCAAGACUUGGCCUUAUGCAUCCAAAAGGUUAAAAACUCUAGAGCUUACUUAUCUUACAUGGGAAAAAAAUAAAAUAAAGGAAGUUCUUUUGAAAGACCAUUCAUGAUAUUGUAGUUUUAUAUGUACGUUUUAAGCAGUGCAAUGCACUACAUGAUUUAUUUAUUUAUUUUUUUUAACCAAAGGUAAAAUUUCAGAUGGUUGCUGUGGUGUGAGUUGAACGAUAUGCUGAUAAGUUAUGUGCUUUAUCUAUGUAUA